AUUUUCAAGUCUUUCAGCUGUAAGUCUUGGCCGGGGUGAAAGGUUUGGACGCCGGUGGACUAUGUGGGAACUGUAGUAAAGCGCUCUUCUGAAGGGCAUUAUGAAAACCAAAUAUCUGUAUUUUCGUACAUUAAUCGGAACGGCACGUCUUUGUAAAAACAAGCGGUUCAUUUCAGAGGGAUUCAACACAUCAGCAGCUGAAGCGUGAUGCAUCCAGAGCGGCGCAGGACAAGCGUUGCCCUGCAGAGACGACUGGCAGAUUCAGCCCCUCAGGGCACGCUGAGCACCGGCCAACUGCAGGGCUUCAUCCAGCGUGCCAGGCCUCCUUUCUUCUGCUUUCUGCUCCCCAGGGUUCACGCAGCUGAUGUGGCUGCUGCCCAGCCUGCACAGAUGCCCUCUUCCUCCUCCUCAUCAUCCUCUUCCUUCACCAGUACUGCUCCUGUAGCUAUCCCUUCGUCCAGCAGCCUCCCGAAAAACAUCGGGAAGCCAGAAUUCCCGAGCACGGGAUGGGAGCGCAUCAAAGAUCUCUUUGACAGAGAUGUGACUCAGAAAUACCCAGAGGAGAUCACCAAUGUUGUAAACAGCGGUGCUCUCGGUGCACUUGCAGGCUUUGUCUAUGGGGGCUUGCCAGCAGCUCGCCACGCCAGGGAGAGAUAUAUCCAAGUCAGCCAGGCAGAAUUAUACACUAAUCGUGUGGACGCAGUGCGCUCAGCACACAAUGCAGCUAUCCGGGGGUUUAUAAGAUAUGGAUGGAGAUGGAGCUGGAGAGUGGCUGUGAUAGUUACCUUGUUCAGUUCUGUGAGCACGGGACUCUCCGUGUACCAAGACAAAGACGCAGUCAGCCAGUAUGUUGCAGCUGGAGCUGUGACUGUAGGCCUUUUCAGACUGAACCUGGGCCUGAGAGGGCUGGUAGCGGGCUCGGUGAUCGGAGCAGUGCUGGGGAUUCCGGUUGGUGCUCUGGUCAUUGCCUUGCAGUCCCUGACUGGAGAGACGAUCCGAGAGAGGCGCAGGAGAGAGCGCAGGGAACUGUAUGAGCACAAGCUUGCAGAAUGGACAGCCCGUUUGCAGUUGACGGAUGAGCUGAUUUCCAACUUGAAUGUGAGCUCUCAGGUGGAGGAAACCAAUAAGGACAUGCAGAGGAUCCAGGAACUGCUCAGUCUACCACAGAAUGAGAAUGAGGAUGUAGUCAAAGACUCAAGUGGACAGUGAGCAUGGCUGCCUUCACUGUCUGCUAUCUGUUGGAAUCUGGAAAAUACAAACGUUCUCUUACUGAAUGGAAACCGAUUCAGAUGAAUUCAUGAUGCUGUUGUACAAGAAAAGUAGGUCCAACGAAGAGCUCACCUAAAUGUGACAUGGGAUACAGGAAAAGGAUUUUAAGACUUUCAAAUAUUCAGUAUCUGAUUUGUGCCACUUAGUCCACAUUGGUGUUGUAAAGGUUAAGGUGGACUUGAUGUGAUGCUUCUGUGUACUUUUAAUACUGAAGUUGACUGACACAGUAUGUCCCGUGGUUGAAAUCACAAAGUCAGCAUUGUUGGUCGUACAACUUAUUAAAACCACAUGAAAGAAAGAAAGAAAGAAACAGACUCCUCUCCAAACCAAUAAAUAUCAAUUCAUGCUACAAAACAC
Messenger RNA from Haplochromis burtoni (Burton's mouthbrooder), 1626 nucleotides. It is a transcript of the gene timmdc1, whose product is annotated as translocase of inner mitochondrial membrane domain containing 1. The transcript has 8 exons. The record is from RefSeq and is a predicted model, not a curated record. Gene Ontology annotation, cellular component: mitochondrion. Lineage: Eukaryota; Metazoa; Chordata; Actinopteri; Cichliformes; Cichlidae. Bases 208 to 1209 code for a protein of 333 amino acids.